CUUGGGUGGAUUUAGUGUAAUUUUGAAAAUUGAAAAGCACGCCUAAUCCAUAUUCUAGACAAAUUAAUGUUGUUUCUUGAAAAUUCAAAAAUCCGAAGAAAAGGAAAAUAUACGAGCCCAGGCCUACGGCCUACCCGGCGCCAAUACUCUUCCCCAUCGUCUUCCUCACUUCACUUCACCCUUUGAAGCAAAUCGAAGAAAACCGAAGACCCGUAUAUAAGCACGGAUAGCGCUCUCGAUCUGAAGCAGAAACCGGCAUUUUCCUCACCGGAAUAUGAGCGGGGCCCGUUUGUGCGGGUUAUUGGCGGAAUUGGGGUACGAAGGUCACGGGUCGCUUGACCCGGACAGCUUCGAGUGGCCCUUCCAGUACGACGACGUUCGACCCAUUCUCGACUGGCUCUGCUCUAGCCUCCGCCCCUCAAACGUCCUCUCCACUUCCGAGCUCUCCCAGUACGAGCAAUUUCUGCAAGAAGGAAAGCUUUUGGAGGGAGAGGAUUUGGACUUUGCUUAUGACAGCAUUUCAGCCUUUUCAGCAAGGAGGGACAAUCAAGAGGCAGUUUUUGGAACUGAAGAAGGACUAAAAGAAAUACGUGAUGCUACUUUGGCGGCAAAAGCUGAAGCUUUGGAAUUACAGAAGCAGCUCCGGCAUCUGCAGUUACGAAAUGAUAUGCUCUCAGGACAGGCUUCAGCACUAGUCCAAGGGAGAAGAUCACGAGUUGCUGCAACUUCUACUGCCAACGGGCAAUUGACUACAAUUGACGAUAGCCUAUCAGCAAGGAAUUUGGAGAUGAAUGCAGUUCUUGGACGGAUCGCAUCAACUGCUCAAGAGUUGGCACAUUAUCAUUCAGGGGAAGAGGAGGGAAUCUACUUGGCGUAUGCUGAUUUCCGUUCAUAUUUGCUCACUGAUGCCUCGUGCAUGAAGGAACUCAAUCAGUGGUUCUCAAAGCAACUAGAUUCGGGUCCUUACAGGUUAGUGGUUGAGGAGGGGAAAUCCAAAUGUUCAUGGGUGAGCCUCAAUGAGGUCUCGAAUGUUUUGGUGCGAGAUACCGAGAACACCCAGCAUCAACGUCUUUCUGAAUUGCAGAGGCUUCGCUCCAUUUUUGGAACAAGUGAAAGACAGUGGGUAGAAGCUCAGGUUGAGAACGCUAAGCAGCAAGCCCUCCUCACGACACUGAAAGCUCAAGUGACCUCAGAUGAAGCUCACAUCCAUCUUGACCUUCAUUCUCUUAGGAGAAAACACGCUGAACUAGCUGGAGAACUUUCAACUUUAUAUCGGAAAGAAGAGAAGUUAUUAUCUGAGACAAUUCCUGAUCUUUGCUGGGAGCUGGCGCAGCUACAAGACACAUACAUCUUGCAAGGGGAUUAUGAUCUUAAAGUCAUGCGUCAAGAAUUCUACAUCAAUCGACAAAAAGCGUUCAUAAACCAUUUGAUCUAUCAGCUAUCAAGGCAUCAAUUUUUGAAACUAGCCUGUCAGUUUGAAAAGAAGACUAUGCUUGGAGCCUAUUCCUUGCUUAAAGUUAUUGAGCUGGAGUUGCAAGGCUACCUGUCAGCAAGCAAUGGCCGAGUGAGUCGUUGUAUGUCAUUGGCUCAAGCUGCAUCUGAUGUGGCCGAACAAGGAGCAGUAGAUGAUCGUGACACUUUUCUCCAUGGAGUGAGAGAUCUGUUGAGCAUUUAUUCAAAUGCGCAUGCUGGUAUAUCUACAUAUGUAUCUGUACCGGGCAUUAUUCAGCAACUGUCUAACCUUCAGUCAGACCUGAUGAGCCUGCAGUCUGACCUAGAAUAUGCUCUUCCUGGAGACAGAAACAAAUGUAUCAAUGAACUGUGUACCCUUGUUCAAAGUCUGCAGCAAUUAUUAUUUGCAUCAUCCACAACCGCACAACCAAUACUAACACCCUGGUCUCUAAUGAAGGCACUAGAUGAAAUGGAAAAAGUUAAUGCAAACCUCUCGACUGCAGUUGAAGAUGUGACGCUUGAACAUUGCAAGAAAACUGAGAUCCCCAAUUCUCUCCUCUUCCCAAAUUCUUCUUUUUCCUUCCUCAAAUUCUCGAAUUCCAUUCCUCUUCUCCACGCCCUUGCUCAGAGCUCCCGACAACCGUCGUCGGCGGCCAGAGGUGGCGGCCUGAACUGGAAACACAAGGCGGUGACCUCGCAGAGUGCGCCGGCGAUGGAAACACAAGGCCGAGAGCAGAGAAGCAGAUGCUGUGUGAAAAUAAUGGGCUGGUUAAUCCAUUCCAAGAAUAAAUCGGAAGGGGCUGGAGGAGAGCAGAACCAGGCGGCGGCUCGCGACGUGCGGCAGCCGCAGAAGGAGAACAGAUUGGAAUAA
Striga asiatica is the source of this 2323-nucleotide messenger RNA. Lineage: Eukaryota; Viridiplantae; Streptophyta; Magnoliopsida; Lamiales; Orobanchaceae. The record is from the annotation of a GenBank genome assembly.